AUGACCGCUGCAGGCGAGGUCCCUGCAGCACCCCCGGGCCCCGAACUGCAGCCGCCCAAGACGCCGCGCUCCUUUGGAGGGAAGAGCAUCUCGCGCUUCAACCUGUUCCGCGACCCUGAUGCGCCGCAGAGCUCGCCGGGUUCCAAAAGCCCCUACUGCCACUCUCAAGCAACACAAGCACAAGCAUCAGAACAACAUACACCGGCACAGCUCCAGCUCCAGCCGCCGCCGCUCAUCCCCAACCUCGUGCUCAGCGCAAACUCCAAGAUCGACUCGACCCCGUCGCUGCUGGAGCGCAGAUUCUUCGGAGGCGACCUCAAGCCGCCGCCAUCGCCCUCAGCCAGGUCCUUCGUCUCAGAGCCCGGAUCGCCGCUGGGCUCGCACUUUGGCACCCCGUUGAGCCGCUCUGCCAGCAGGACCGAGCGAGAAAUCGACGAGCUCGCCGCCCAGCUAGACCUCGAGCUCGACGAGGCCCGUCGCAAGAAGGCAGAGGCCCUGCAGAGCUGCCAGGAGGAAGACGCCGCUCGCUGCGCAGACGACGUUGCGCGACUCGAGGCCGAGCGGGAGCUUGUCAUCGACGAGCAGCGCAAGUUUGACCUGGCUCGGCUCCAGGCGCAGCCGCCCUCGACCCCGUCCUCGACCAAGCCCAAGCGAGUCCUCGAGAAGCUCAACCUCUUCUCCAGGAGCGCCAGGAAGCCCAGCAGCUCCAACCUGGGCCAGCCGCCACUCACCCCUCUGCCGCCUGCUACGCCCAACUCCAUCGCGCCCAGUAUCUUCACCCCUACGCCAAGCAUCGGCGGGAGAAGCAGCCUCGACGACUCUCCCCCGUUCAACCCCUCGCAUAGGAUGAGCUUCAUCCAACCGCACCCGGAUGGCGACGCGCCCAUCUCUGCCAUCAAUGGCGGUGAACGAGUGAGUGCCCGUUGGCUCGCACCUUUAUCCUCGUGUGACUCUGCUUGCUCACUUGCUGACCCCUCUUCUCUUGACCCCUCCCCCUUGCAGCGUGUUACCGUUCGAUGCAUGUCGUCUACCCUCAAACUGGAGGUAACCACCGAGACUACGCCGGAGGAUAUCCUCAUCGCAGCAGCUGCGCAGACACAGCAUGACGUUGAUGUUGAAACGAGUGUCGUCAUUGAAUGCUACGACGCCCUUGGCCUGGACCGGCGCAUGCGACGAUAUGAGCAUGUACGAGACACCAUGAACUCCUGGGACCGGGACCAGGACAACUCGCUCUUGAUUGUGCCCUGUGACACGCCGGGAGACGACGACAGUCUCGAGCUCUCGGCCGUCCCUCAGACAGACGAGCCCGCGCCUGGCUUCACCAUCUACCUCUAUCACUCCCCGCGCCCUGGCAAGUGGAGCAAGCGGUAUGUCACUCUGCUGAAUACCGGCCAGAUGUUCGCCUCCAAGCGUGCCGACGCGCAAGUCGGUGACAAGGACAGUACAUCCUUGUGCCAUCUGUCAGACUUUGACAUCUACAAGCCCAGGGAGAGCGAGGUGAAGCGGCAUCUCAAGCCCCCCAAGAAGAUCUGCUACGCCAUCAAGAGCCAGCAAAAGACCGUCGUCUUUCCCAACGGCGAGAACUUCGUCCAUUUCUUCUGCACCGACGAUGCCGCGACAGCCCACAAGUUCUUCAGCCAUGUGCAUGCGUGGCGGAGCUGGUACAUUGUCAACAAGAUCACGCACUCGCGCCCGGUCGAGGUGCCUCCGCCCCUGAACCUGGCCAUGGACAUUGGCCCUAUACAGCGCAUCCCAGACAAGUCUCCACGGGUCUCUAGUGGCCUGACUAUUUCUACCGGAACCUUUAUCGACGAGGCCGACUUCACCAAGGCCAUUGAAGAAUCUACCAGGAAGCUGGCGCUGGAAGCUGAACUCAACAAGAACAAGCCCAGGAGGCGGAACGAGUCCAGCGCCUCUGUCAGCCCCAGCGUCAAAGGCGAUCAAGCAACCUUUUCGCCCACUGGCUUGCUGGGCGACGCGUAUGAGAAGCGCAAGGAGGAGGCGGCCGCCGCCGGCGAGGCCGCGACUGACGGCGCAGCAGUCAAAAAGAUUGAGGGCCCAUUCACAGAAGGCCCGUCCUUGCUGAACAGCAUGGGCCUGUCGUCUCCCAAAUCACCUGAGCAGCCUCCUGUGAAGUCCUGGUUCCCGUCCGCCGCUGAGCACAGCGCGCGCAACCGGAGCGCUUCCAUCUCCAAACGGCCUGUGACGGCCGACCCUUCGACCAAAUCUGCUCACGGCAAGGGGCAGGGGCCGCUUCUGGACUUUGCGAACAACAACUUCCCAGAACCGCCACGGAUCCGAGACGGCCCUCGACACGGCCCCGGCUCCAGACAGGGACACGGGCUGCGCCCUCCACCGGGGUCGCCUCUUGUAACAUUUGCAACCGGGGGACAGCAAGCACAACCCGCGUCGCCAGGAGGAAGACACCGACCGCCUCCCGCCGGUGGUCCCAUGCCGCCGUCAGGAGCUUCAAGUUCGCGAAGCCGUAGCCACUCGAUAGCUAGUGCCAAUAGUGGUGCUUCUCGACGCCACCCGAUCUCUGCCGAUGAGAUUCCCCUAGCAUCUUCGCAAAACCGGCAACCCGGUCCACGUUCAAACCGGAUGCCCCCUCAUUCGCCUCGCGAUGCCUCCUCGCGGAGCCACGAGCAUCGCCGUCCGGGUCCUUUGCUGCAGGAGCGUCAAGAACGUCCCAAGGAGCGACCCAGGGAGCGUCCCCAAGAGCGACGGCCCGGGCCUCUUGUCAACUCAGCCCGAUGA
Trichoderma reesei QM6a is the source of this 2757-nucleotide messenger RNA. RefSeq lists its product as uncharacterized. NCBI's taxonomy places the organism in Eukaryota, Fungi, Ascomycota, Sordariomycetes, Hypocreales, Hypocreaceae. The coding region runs from base 1 to 2757 and encodes 918 amino acids. The transcript has a single exon. The record is from RefSeq and is a predicted model, not a curated record.